UUUUAUCGAUAGAGAGAAACUAUGCGGGCCUUCAUUUGAAUCAGGCGGAAAGCGAGAACACAUACUACUGCGUGCGCGAACACAAGACUCGUCUGCAGCCAAAGCUGAGAGAGCGAGCAGAAGACUGAAAGUAAAGAAUCUAAGGAGGGAAGGUUCUAAGGGUGCUCUCAUCCAAAGAGACCCCUCUCGGAACCCUAGAACAACCCUAAAUGGGGAGCUCCAAGGACGACUCAGCUGCCGACGGCGAUAACUCCGGCGGGGACGUCCCCGACUCCAAUUCCAGCCUAUUCUCCGAAGGCGAGAAAGUUCUCGCCUAUCACGGCCCUCGCAUCUAUGAAGCCAAGGUUCAAAAAGCUGAGUUUUGGAAGACAGAAUGGAGAUACUUCGUUCAUUACCUGGGUUGGAAUAAAAAUUGGGAUGAAUGGGUAGGCAUGGAUCGCUUGAUGAAAAAUACUGAUGAGAAUGUCCUGAAGCAGCAGGCCCUAGACAAAAAACAGGGUGUGGACAAGAAUCCAAAAUCAGGGCGCUCAACACAAACAAGGCCGAAAAGCUCGACUGAUGUAAAAGCGGAUAAAGAUGACACAAAAAAUAACGUGGCCAAAGGGAAGAAGCGGAAGAGCGAAUCAGGUGCUGAGAAGGAUAAUAUAUCAACAGAAAAGCUUGUGAAGAUUCAAAUUCCAUCAACUCUAAAGAAGCAACUAGUUGAUGACUGGGAAUUCGUUAUUCAGCAGGAUAAGCUUGUUAAACUUCCACGUUCUCCUAAUGUUGAUGAUAUAUUGACAAAGUACCUUGAAUACAGGUCAAAGAAGGAUGGCAUGAUGACUGAUUCGGUCAAAGAAAUUUUGAAUGGAUUACGCUGUUACUUUGACAAAGCAUUGCCAGUUAUUCUUUUAUACAAGAAAGAACGACAACAAUAUCAUGAUGCAGUUGCAGAUAAAGUCUCUCCAUCAAGUAUAUAUGGUGCUGAACAUCUACUACGUCUCUUUGUUAAGUUGCCUGAGUUAUUGGCAUAUGUGAACAUUGAAGAGGAGACUUUGAUUCGUUUGCAGCAGAAAUUACUCGACUUUCUCAAGUUUCUGCAGAAGAAUCAGGGCACUUUCUUCCUUUCCGCUUAUGAUGGCUCUAAAGGUACCGAAGGAACUACUAAGGGGAAAGCUAACUGAUGGCAAUUCAUUAUGCUCUUCUAGCUCUCCAAAUCGCACUUGCCCUUGGCAGACAUCUAAUGUGCUUGGUGGAGUUUUCUAACUAUGCUGGCAUAUUUCCGAUUCUGCUUCGACGAUCCAGCAAGCUAAACCACCCCUUUGUUCGUUGUUUGUUGUUGUAACAGUAAUUCGUUCUUGUUGCUUUUCCUUUUCGUUAGAAUAAAAAAUAAAAAUUCAUUCAUCUUGUACUGUGCUGCCUUAGAUGAACUAACUUAUUAUAAUAGCCUAUUGUUCAUUACCUGUAACAUUAGAUGAUCGACUGUUAAGUUUGCCCAGACAAAACUGUGGCUGAGACUUAGAAUAUUGAUGCUGUUUCAGUUUUAAUCAAGAUAAAUUUGGUACUA
Cornus florida is the source of this 1546-nucleotide messenger RNA. Its product is annotated as protein MRG1. Gene Ontology annotation, biological process: chromatin organization; regulation of DNA-templated transcription. Bases 210 to 1163 code for a protein of 317 amino acids. The record is from RefSeq and is a predicted model, not a curated record. Gene Ontology annotation, cellular component: histone acetyltransferase complex; nucleus. The transcript has 11 exons. Lineage: Eukaryota; Viridiplantae; Streptophyta; Magnoliopsida; Cornales; Cornaceae.